CCACUAAUAGUUCAUUUCCAUGAGUUCGAAAUCAUUUUGGUCACUUGACCCACUCACUCUUCCGCACUGCAUCUUCACCAAAUCCCAAGCUCCAACUCGUCACCGCACCGCUCCGCUCUGAUCCUGCGGAGGUGGAUUUCUCCGUUGCCUUCACCGCCGUCUAAAUCGGCUGCACUUCCUGGAUUUUUGUCCAGAGGGCUGUCCAUUGAAGAAGGGGAACUGCUACUAAAGAGGAGUGUUGAAUUGGCAGUUGGAGCCCGUGACAGUUUCUGGAAUUUAGCUGAAAGAAAUCCUAGUAAUAAAUAUAGACAAGCUUUGGUUACAGCCUCUAUCGGAAGCUAGGCGCUUACCUUGCUGAUGGCUCAAAGACAGGUGCUUUUGCACUCCUUAACCAUUGACACUUUACUUUAGAUCAGCCAAGUCUUUCUGUGACAGCAAAUUACAUAAGAACUAACCAGACUGCGAAACAAGAGACUUAUUGACUUAUUUGGGAAAAAAUGACAGAAAUCCUUAGCUACACCGCUUGCAGACAGUUAUCUCAGAUGUUCGUUGCGAUAAUCUUCUUUCACGGUUCUGAAUAUUUUCUAGCAGUUCGAAUUCAUGGGAGAUCGAGUGUAACGCUGAAGUCCCUUUUAGUUAGCAAACACUAUCUUUUGGCAAUGAUGUUUUCAUUGCUGGAAUACUGUAUUGAAGUUGUUUUAUUUCCUGAGCUAAAGGAACACUGGGUUAUCAGUGAUUUGGGCCUGGCGCUGGUUGUGAUUGGGGAAAUUAUGAGAAAGAUGUCAAUUAUAACUGCAGGGAAGUCCUUUACUCAUCUUAUUAGGGUUCAUCAUGAUGACAAUCACCAGCUAAUCACUCAUGGUAUUUAUAGAUUUAUUCGUCAUCCGGGAUAUUGCGGUUUCUUCAUUUGGUCUGUUGGCACACAAAUAAUGCUCUUCAAUCCCAUAUCAACUAUUGGAUUUGCAGUUGUUGUCUGGAACUUUUUUGCUAAGCGAAUACCGUAUGAGGAAUACUUUUUGAGACAGUUCUUUCGAGCACAGUAUGAGGAAUACGCCCGAAAAGUUGUUUCUGGUGUGCCAUUUGUAAAUUGAGAACAAGUUAAGCCGGUAUAAGCUGAACUAAACCCUGUCACAUCCAUUCCAAAUAAUCAAAAAGUUUGAACCGCGCUUGUCUGGAACAACUUUGAGAUGUGCUUCACAUUGCUGGAGAUAUAAAGUGCAUGCUUGCAGAUUGUCCUCUUAGAUACCAGAUAAAACACAGACCCUGUAAGAAGUGAUGGAACAAUUUUGGGAAAUCACAGUGGUUAUGGUUGGACUGUUGGAGAGAGAGAGAUGAAGGGUCCACCAACAGCCAUUACCACAAUUGGAUCUUCUAUUCAGGUACUAGAUUUAGUUAUCAAAUAUGAAUUUUUGUAAUCUCUGAGAUUAAUCAGUAUGCAAUUUUAUAGACAAUACUGAUUAGAACCAUCUUCUAAUCAUGGCACACCUUCAACCAUCUUCUAAUCAUGGCACGCCUUCAACCAAUCUUCCUCUUGUGAUAAGAGAACAAUGCUACUGUUUACUUCUGAUGCUUUAACAUAAAGACUUUCUAUCUUUUAGCUUAA
Messenger RNA from Lotus japonicus, 1603 nucleotides. RefSeq names its product protein-S-isoprenylcysteine O-methyltransferase A-like. The transcript has 2 exons. The record is from RefSeq and is a predicted model, not a curated record. Gene Ontology annotation, biological process: C-terminal protein methylation. Gene Ontology annotation, cellular component: membrane; endoplasmic reticulum. Lineage: Eukaryota; Viridiplantae; Streptophyta; Magnoliopsida; Fabales; Fabaceae. Gene Ontology annotation, molecular function: protein C-terminal S-isoprenylcysteine carboxyl O-methyltransferase activity. The coding region runs from base 498 to 1091 and encodes 197 amino acids.